CUAACUAGUUUUUUUCUUUGCCUUUCACAGAAUCUUCAAUCUAAAUUUUGAGGAUGUCAGCUCCGGUCCAAAACAUGUCUGAUCUAUUCGUCUGGUCUGAAACACGCGUUUUCUGGGACGUGGGUGAUUUCCCAGCGCCUCCUGGUACCUGUAUCAAAUUGUUUCGUGAAAUUGUCGAAAGAGCUCUUUUGAUUGAAGGUUAUCGUUGUUAUGACUUUUCAAUCAAGGGUUAUGAUGCUGGCAAGCUCCCAUUCAGAUUGCUUGGUCACUAUGUCAUGGCCGGAGUCUCGUUCGACCUUAGAGCCGAAGAAAAAUGUACGAGACUUAAUUGCAUGUUAGGAGACAUGAUUAACUGGGCAUUCGAGUCUAUGAAUCCUCCGAGAGCAGUUCCUCGACAAAUAAAUUUGCUGGUAAUUGCAAAAGACAUCCCAGGAGGAGACACGGAGUUCGUCCGAGUAUGCCACGAUUUGCAAGAAACAGGCUUCAAUGUUUUCUUAAUUGUGCCUGAUGACUGCCCACGAAAAGAAGUGCCACCUCCUACUACUGCCAAGUUGGUAUGGCGUUGGACAAGCCUAUUUCAUGGAGGUCUCCCUGUCGAUGCUGAGGACAAGUACCUACUGAAGCCAGCUUCCUUUCAUUAGUAUGUUUUUCUGUCAAAAGACUUUGGUUCUCUGUUUGUGUAUGAUUAACAUUAACUGGCUCUUUAUUCUCUUCAACCGUUACUACUAAUGCCAGCUUCCUUUAGAAUGGUAUUACGUUUUCUGCGUCAAAAGACUUUGCUUCUCUGUUUGUGUAUGACUUGCAUUGGUUCUUUGUUCUCUUAAAUGUCAUCUGUUUUAAGCU
Capsella rubella is the source of this 843-nucleotide messenger RNA. RefSeq lists its product as uncharacterized. The transcript has 3 exons. Lineage: Eukaryota; Viridiplantae; Streptophyta; Magnoliopsida; Brassicales; Brassicaceae. The record is from RefSeq and is a predicted model, not a curated record. Gene Ontology annotation, biological process: regulation of gene expression. The coding region runs from base 54 to 641 and encodes 195 amino acids. Gene Ontology annotation, cellular component: peroxisome.